AUGUCGAACGCGCCUACACGUGCGCACGUGGCCAGCCCUAAGAGCUCCCCGCAGACCCCUGCAGCCGAUCUCGAAAUUCCACAAACCUCAUCGCCAGAACCUGAGCUCAGCGACGCCGACUCCGCAAUCGCAUUCACUACACCUACCAUCCCCCUGAGCCGCAAAGAAAAGCGCCAAUUGAAAAAGGCAAAAAACGACUGCGCCGAUUCACCACCUGCCACACAAUCUAGCAAACCGCCCAACAACCCACCCAAAAAGUACCAGCUUUCAACACCAGCUUCGAUGCCCCCUGCCAAAAGCGCCAUACAAACCGCCUACCCGCUGCUAGUCUGCUCCAUCGGCAAUCCCGGCAGCACCUAUGCCAACACACUACACUCCGCAGGCCACAUCCUGACCUCCUACCUCGCCGUACACAAAUCCUACAAGCCCUUCACAAAAGGUCUCGCUGGCCAAGUCUCCACGCCCGACACAUCCGGUAUGUCCUUUGGCAUAUUUUCCGGAUUUCAACGCACAGAUGGUGCGCCGAUUACUGUUGCUCAAGACUGGACGUUUUGGCAGAGCACGAGCUUGAUGAACGUGUCUGGCAAAGGCGUGGGGCGCGCGUAUAAUGAGUGGUUGAAGGAUGUUAAGCGGAAGUAUGGGGAUCCGGCGAUAGAGGGGCGGUUGGUAGUUGUGCAUGAUGAGCUGGAGUCCCAGUUGGGGAAGGUCACGGUUAGAGAUGGCACAGCGAGUGCUAAGGGACACAAUGGACUCAAGAGCUGUCAGGCGAGUCUGGGGAAGACCAAGUGGUGGCGUGUUGGCGUGGGCAUCGGAAGGCCGGAUAGUAGGGAGCCCGAUGUUGUGGCAAAGUACGUGCUUAAGAAGAUGAGUCCACGGGAGAAGAGUGCGUUGGAGAAUAGUGCUGUGGGUGUCUUCAAGGCGUUGGAGGAGAUUGCCGCGGGGCAGAAAUGA
Parastagonospora nodorum SN15 is the source of this 951-nucleotide messenger RNA. RefSeq lists its product as hypothetical. The record is from RefSeq and is a predicted model, not a curated record. NCBI's taxonomy places the organism in Eukaryota, Fungi, Ascomycota, Dothideomycetes, Pleosporales, Phaeosphaeriaceae. Bases 1 to 951 code for a protein of 316 amino acids. The transcript has a single exon. Gene Ontology annotation, molecular function: peptidyl-tRNA hydrolase activity.